AUGGUGAAGACGGCAGUAGGUCCCGGCGUUUACGGCGCGACGUAUAGUGGCAUCCCCGUUUACGAAUUCAUCUUCGGGGCCGAUAUGAAGGAGAGUGUGAUGAGAAGGCGGCAUGAUAAUUGGAUCAAUGCCACCCAUAUCCUAAAAGCAGCGGGCUUUGACAAGCCUUCGAGGACUCGAAUUUUAGAGAGAGAGGUCCAGAAGGAUGUCCAUGAGAAGAUCCAGGGUGGAUACGGAAAAUAUCAGGGCACCUGGAUUCCCUUGGAGCAAGGCGAGGCACUUGCGCACAGAAACAAUGUCUACGAGCGUUUGAAGCCCAUUUUUGAAUAUCAAGCUGGCGGCGAGAGUCCCCCUCCGGCACCACGGCACACGAGUAAACCCAAACAACCGAAAAAGCCAGCGGUUCCCAAGUGGACUGCGCCUCCCCAAGUGGACUACGAGAACGAAGUGGGUGGUGAUGACACCCCCGACAACAUUACUGUAGCAUCCGCCUCAUACAUGGGCGAAGACGACCGAUUUGAUAUGGGCCCAUCGACCGGUCAUCGCAAAAGGAAGCGGGAAGACCUGCACGAUGCAAUUGAACAGCUCCACUCGGUGUAUGGCGAUGAGCUCCUGGACUACUUUUUACUGUGCAAGGACGAGAAGGCUAGGCCUGAAAACCGACCCGAGCCGCCAGCGAAUUUCCAGCCAAACUGGCCGAUUGACACCGACGGUCACACAGCCCUCCAUUGGGCCUCCGCUAUGGGCGAUGUGGAUGUCAUCAGGCAGCUGAAACGAUUUGGCGCGAGCCUUACGGUCAAGAACAUUCGCGGCGAAACUCCAUUCAUGAGGGCCGUUAACUUUACCAACUGCUAUGAGAAGGACACCUUCCCUUUGGUCAUGAAGGAGCUCUUCGAUACUAUUGAUGAGAGGGACAACUUGGGCUGUACAGUUAUUCACCACGCGGCUACUACCAGGAACGAGCGCAUCACUGGGCAGUCAUGUUCCCGCUACUACCUCGAUCACAUUCUAAAUCGGCUCAUGGAAACACACGAUCCUGCCUUUGUUCAGCAGCUAAUCGACGCGCGAGAUAACGACGGUAACACAGCCAUUCACUUGGCGGCGAGGCGAAACGCUCGGAAGUGCAUUCGAUCCUUAAUCGGUCGCAAUGCCUCGACAGAUAUCCCCAAUAAUGAGGGCAUCCGGGCGGAGGAACUCAUCAUGGAGCUUAACACGAAAUCCAAGGAGAGAGCGCCUCAGCGGUCCUCAUCGCCGUUUGGUCCCGAAUCUCAACGUCAUGCCUCGUUCAGAGACGCCAUCGGAGGAGAUCGGCUCGGUGCUAAGAAAACUGGUGCAUUGUACUCAUCCGAAGCGGCGAACACUGUGCACUCUCGCAUAUCACCCCUAAUUUUCGACAAGAUACAAGAUUUAGCACAGAGCUUUGAUGAGGAAUGGGCCGAGAAGGAUACUGCGGAGAAAGAAGCGCGGCAGAUCCUCGCAAACAAUCAAAUGGAGCUCAGCGUUGUGACCCAAGAGAUAGCCGAACUAGAGGCUCAACUCGAGGCGGAGGACGUGGCUAACCGGAUAUCUUCAGAGGCGAACCGUGCCAAGUACGAUGUCCUCAGUCUCAUAUCUCACCAGAACCGCCUCCAAGUGCAGGCAGCGGUCGAUCAAGAGAUAAGCAUGACUAAUGGGGACGUAGCCGAUGAGCCUUACGAGGUGAAGCUCGGACUCGCUCGUGACCUUUCGACGCUCCUGAAGGAACUACGACAGUCGGAGUCCGAAUACGUCGAAGCGCUUGGCAUGGUGGGCACCGGCGAGAAGAUCGAGCAAUACCGACGUCUUCUGAAGAAGUGCCUCGAUCCGACCGACGCUGAGACUCUCGACUCGAAUCUCGAUAGCCUUAUCGAGAUGAUGGAGGAAGACAAGGAUGUUGUUGACAUGGCCGGUCCAGGCAGUGACGCCAUGGAUGUCGUUGCUACAUGA
Molecule: messenger RNA, 1965 nt
Organism: Scedosporium apiospermum
Lineage: Eukaryota; Fungi; Ascomycota; Sordariomycetes; Microascales; Microascaceae
Exons: 5
Coding region: 1-1965 (654 amino acids)
Cellular component (GO): MBF transcription complex; SBF transcription complex
Molecular function (GO): transcription regulator activity; DNA binding; protein binding
Source: RefSeq, a predicted model, not a curated record